Fomitiporia mediterranea MF3/22 is the source of this 279-nucleotide messenger RNA. RefSeq lists its product as uncharacterized. Lineage: Eukaryota; Fungi; Basidiomycota; Agaricomycetes; Hymenochaetales; Hymenochaetaceae. The record is from RefSeq and is a predicted model, not a curated record. The coding region runs from base 1 to 279 and encodes 92 amino acids. The transcript is spliced from 4 exons. Gene Ontology annotation, cellular component: cytoplasm.
AUGUCGUCAAUGCAGACCAGCAAGAACACUGGAAACGUUGCCGGUGGCUACAAGGCAGCUUUGAAGAAUCCGAACGUUUCCGAGGAAGCUAAGGAGCGCUCGCAACAAGCCCUUGAGGAAAUGGGGGACAGCGGCGAGCUUCAGCAGCCCGACAUGGAAGCUGGCAAGAACACAGGGAACGUCAUUGGAGGUCACAAGGCUACUCUUGCUAAUCCCAGAGUCUCCGAGGAAGCGAAAGAACACUCCCGCGCUGUACUCGAGGACAACCAGGCUCUUUAA